This is a messenger RNA of Lethenteron reissneri (Far Eastern brook lamprey), 7620 nucleotides long. RefSeq names its product semaphorin-4D-like. Gene Ontology annotation, biological process: negative chemotaxis; axon guidance; positive regulation of cell migration. Gene Ontology annotation, cellular component: plasma membrane. Gene Ontology annotation, molecular function: semaphorin receptor binding; chemorepellent activity. The record is from RefSeq and is a predicted model, not a curated record. NCBI's taxonomy places the organism in Eukaryota, Metazoa, Chordata, Hyperoartia, Petromyzontiformes, Petromyzontidae.
GGGUGAGAUACCAACGCAGAAGGCUCGUCGGCUCUCCACAUCCAGGAGCGUCCGUCACUUUGUGGGUGGUGGCCUGUUUUAAAUUACAGUAAGCGGAUGACGUCUGCGUCUUAGACGUGCGCGCGCGCGCGUGUGUAUAUACGAUGCUCAGAACAGCGUCAGUUGCGUAUCCUGUAUUUUAAAACGAAAUCGCUGCAGCGGAGCGAUCGUUCAGUUUCUGCGUAAAGGGGGGGCGAGAUCGGCAGCAUCGACCUGUCAUCCGUCAUCGCGUGCAACAUCUGGCGUCAAGACGACAGGCGACGUCCUCUUGUCAUUUGAACGCCGGGAAGAAAAUCCGCGCUCCUUUGUUACGCGCCUCUCCUUUUCUUCUCGUGAAAGACGCAGCCGCACAGUCAGGGAUGCUUAAUAAAUCCAUCCUGCCAACUCGUCUUUGUUUUUGGUCGAUGUGGUUCGAGCCUUUGUCCGUUUUUUUGCGGGGGGUUUGCUGCUCGACGAACGUGGAACAAUAGCCACUCUGCCUUCUGGCGGCACGCUGCACACUCACCGAAGGAGCGCCCUGCCCGGGCACUGUAACACGUCGCUCGCUCGCCAAGGUCCGCCGUCCUCUGCCCGCGUGCUUCUCUGCUCGGCCAUGGCGGCACCGUCCGUAGCCGCGUGGGUCGUGCUGGCGACGGCGGCGACGCUCGUGAUGUCACACGGGUUCAGCGACAUCGAGGUUCACCCGUCAGCGCAGCACCAGCAGCAGGAAUCUCGGGGGGUGGAGCGCUUCCUCAAGCCGGGCCUGGGCGCCUCGGUGCUUCUGCUGGAGCCCGAGCGUGGAGCGCUGUUCGUGGGGGCGCGUGGAGCCGUGCUGCGUCUCACGGCCGCCAACGUCACGUCCAAGCCCAGCCUCGUGAUCCCUUGGGAGGCGAACGAUGCCUCCAAGCAAGACUGCCGGAGUAAAGGCAGGACGGAGGACGAGUGCCACAACCACGUGCGGGCACUGCACCUCAACGGCUCGCGCCUGCUGGCCUGCGGCACCGGCGCCUUCAGCCCUGUGUGCGCGCACUUUGACCCAGAGAGCGGCCAUGCGUUCGGCACGGAGAGCGGCAAAGACAAGUGUCCGUACGACCCGGCGCAGGCGUUCUCCUCCGUGCUCGUGGAUGAGGACCUCUACUCGGCGACCAUGAGGGAUUUCCUGGGAAGGAACCCAGGCAUCUGCCGCAGCUCGGCUUCGCAAACCCUCGUCCGCACGGAGGACUCAGCCAAGUUUCUCAGGAAUCCUGCCUUUGUGGCCUCGGAGGUGGUGGAGCCCGGCGAGGGAGGGGGCGGCCGCCACGUGUACUUCUUCUUCACCGAGACGGCCAUGGAGUACGACUACAUCUUCCAGCCGCGGGUGGCGCGCAUCGCUCGUGUCUGCACGGGGGACAGCGGCGGGCAGCGCGUGCUGCAGAAGAGGUGGACCUCCUUCGUCAAGCUGCGGCUCGAGUGCUCGGUGGCCGAACUGCAGCUGCCGUUCAGCAUCCUGCGCGACGUGUCCACCCUGCGUCCCGCGCACUCCGGCGGGCACGGGGACAACAGCGACGGCGACAUGCGCUUCUACGCCCUGCUCUCCUCGCAGUGGGGAGACCUCCCGUACUCUGCCGUCUGCGAGUACACGCUGAGCGAUGUGGAGGAGGCCUUCGCUCGGCCGCCUAAAAGACCGUUCACCAUCGGGCCGGCAGGCUCCAGCAGGACCGUCACUCUGAGCCCCGGCACGUGCAUCACUCCCAAGCUGAGGGCUCUCGGCAUCGAGUCGUCCCAGGACCUCCCGGACGACUACCUGGCGUGGAUGCAGGACCACCCGAGGCUGCAGGAGACGCUGCGGCCUCGCGAAGGCCUCCCGCUGCUGCUGAGCCGCAGCCACGCGUACACGAGGGUGGCGGCCGCCACGGCAACCGCGCUGGACAACCGCACGCACCUCGUGCUCUACCUGGGCACGAGAAACGGGUCGUUACACAAGGCGGUGCGUGUGGACGGGAAGACUCACAUCGUCUCACAGACGCAGCUCUUCGCUCACAACGAAUCCAUCCUCAGCAUCGUCGUGUCAGCCAGCACGGGCACGCUGUACGUGGCGGCCUCCUCGGGCGUGGCCCAGCUGUCUCUGCACGGCUGUGCCAUGCACGGGGGCUGUGAGCGCUGCCUCCUGGUCCGAGACCCCUUCUGCGCCUGGGACACAUUGCGAUCCCUCUGCACGGCCUUGCGAGCAGGGGACUCCCCACGAGAGCUGCUUCAGAAUCUCACGAUGAUGGAAAGCGACGUCGGUCUCAAGUGUGGCAGGAGAGGAGGUACGCACGUCCACACCAGCCGCAGUUCCAGUGUCACAGAAUUGCCGAAGAUGGGCCGGAGCAUGGUGGCCUCAGGAGCAAGCGCCGACGUCGCGAACGCCGCCGCCGACGACGACGCCGACGGCCGCCGGCAGCCGCUGUCGAAGCGGCCCGCGUCGGGCCCGCUGCUGAUCGCGCUGGGCGCGCUGGUGGCCGUGUCGCUGUGCGUGCUGGCGCUGCUCGCCUGCUGGUGCUGCCUGCGUCCGGGCGGCAUGGCGCGCCGCCUGGGCAAGGGCGUGAGCCACGAGCCGCUGGACCAGCAGCCGCGCGGCAAGGGCGAGGGCGCGGCGACGAACGGGCACGCCGGCGUCAUCGCCGCCGCCACCGGCGACUCCUCCUCAUCCUCCUCCGAACGCGCCGUGAACGGCGCCACCGUCGUGGAGAGCGCCAACGGCGUGACGCGCGUCGCUCCGCUGGCGGGGGAGGAGGAGCUCCUCUAGACGUCGCCGUCGCUCAGAGUUUUUUUUUUUAAAUCUCCGAAGGGUUUUAAUUUAUUUAUUCCCCCCUCUUCUCUGCUUGGGAGAGUGGCAGACCUUCUUCACGGACGGGUGACAACGGCAGUGAAGUGCACUCAAGCCCGUCGCGGCGUUAAAGGUAAAAGUGCGGCCCUGCGAUAUGAUGUCUCACGUGUCCCUCCCCCAUCCCCCCCCCUCCCCCCGGCUGGUGGAAGUGCCUCCUCACACUCUCUGAAGGAGCUCUGAGAAAGCGCCUCCAGAGGCCCCUUCGUCUGCUAGUCCACACUGGCCCAACGUCUCCUGGAGGAGGAGGAGGAGACGUGAGUGCACACACUUCAUACCCCACCGCACGCGGCCUGCCGGGCGUCUCGCUGCCGCGUGCCCAUUCAUGCCGGCGAGUGGACGGUGACGGUGGCGGAGAGGGGGCAGGGAGGAGGGGUCGGCUUCAUGAAGUUGCCUCGUUGUUUCAACUGACGCGCCGUGAGAUGCCGAGUGCGAUGCCCGGAGCGUGACACUGCAGCAGCAGCAGCAGCGCAGCAUGGAAGGGUCUGCGCGACAUUGGGCUGCGGCUCGAGGCACCGCGAAUGGAGGGAAGAUGCGUGGAUUAUAACAACUUGGGAGGAAAGUGCUCAGGGAAAGUGUUCGAUUUUUUUGGUUUUCACCACCAAUCAGCCGGUGUGGUUGACCCGAUGCCUUCACUUUCAAGAAAAUGCUUCGGGUCUGAGCGUGCGCAUCACUGCCCCCCCCCAAAAAAACCCAAUGACUUGAAAAUCCGUCGAGGACGGAUAACGAAGAGGAUCACCCACGUGACAUCGACGACGAUGAUUUUCACCACAAGUCCCAACAUGGUCCGUCCCUCUUAGCGCUCCGCACGAUGCUCCCCUGCGCUCCACAUGCCGACAUCGAUGCCGGCCAAUUUGUGAUCUAUCGCCAAGUCCACAUCUACCGGACACGCGUUCUGCACCAGCAGCGCUAGCAGGCAGCACAUUCCGCACAAGGUCCCCGCGUCCUGCAGCGCUGCCUACUGCCCAGACAUCAAAUCAAAACCUUAAAAUCUUCGCUUGCCACUGAUGUCGGUGCAUCUUCAAGGCUACGUUGCUCGCCGAACCUGCAGCGCAGCGCAGACAAGCAAGCACCCAUCGGCACGCCCCGUGCGGGAAGGCACCGUGCGGCUGCCGGUCCCUUGAGCCGGGCCGCAUGGGCGUUGGGGACACGGGCUCCGUGUCCGGAAGCCUCCCGUGGCACCAGCUCGAGUUGGUGCGCGCACGUCUUGAUAGUCGUGUGGCAGCCGCCCCUCCCUUGGGCCUGGUGGCUCCUGCUGCUGCACCGUUUGGCCUGCUCUGUCCGGAGCUGUCUUCAUUUCUCUCCAGCCAUCUCCUUCUGGACGCUGCUCGCUUACUGCCUUUUCUCCUGCUGUCACCUGCUGUCACCUGCUGUCACCUGCUGUCAAGUCUUAUCUGAUGUGCCCUGCUUGUCCCGCCAUAUCCUUUUGCCCUUUGCUGUGUCGUUCCCGUCCUGCUGCACCCCUGCCAUCCCGUCAUUAACUGCACUGCUGUACCAUGCUGCACCCUGCCAUCCCGUCAUUAACUGCACUGCUGUACCAUGCUGCACCCUGCCAUCACGUCAUUAACUGCACUGCUGUGCCAUGCUGCACCCUGCCAUCACGUCAUUAACUGCACUGCUGUGCCAUGCUGCACCCUGCCAUCACGUCAUUAACUGCACUGCUGUGCCAUGCUGCACCCUGCCAUCCCGUCAUUGACUGCACUGCUGUGCCAUGCUGCACCCUGCCAUCACGUCAUUAACUGCACUGCUGUGCCAUGCUGCACCCUGCCAUCCUGUCAUUAACUGCACUGCUGUGCCAUGCUGCACCCUGCCAUCCCGCGCUGUCUCCAACUCUCUCCUGCUGUCCUUUGCUGUAACCUGCACUAAUCCCUGCCGUCCCUGGCUUCCUGGUGCUGCACUGCUGUUCGCCCCUUGCUGUUCCCUCUUGGGCCCCAUGUAAACAGGGUAUUCCUGGCCACCCAGUACGGCGCUGUUUCAUCUGUCAUCGAUGCUUCUGUCUGAUAUUCUUGAGCCGGGGUGUAUGUUUGCGCAACUUGGCGGAGGGUGGGGUAUUUAUCUCGCGACAUGUCACGUAAUGUAUUUCGAUGUUCGUUUAACUGUAUUUAUUUAUAAUUCGUUCAAAAUGUUUCAUUUCGGUGCCUUAGUUUGGGCUUCCCCCCACUUCUCCGAGCCCCCGUUUUGGGACCACCUCUCCGCACAUUCGCCGCCGGUCGGCGGGGUUCAGGGGUCGCGGCGGUGAAGUGACCGCCCAGUAGUCGAAGCCGACCGCCGGCCCUCCCCGCGCCUCCGCCGCAUGUCCCCCUGACCCCGCGCGGCGAGAGACCAAACAAAGAAACUUUGGGUAGCUGCGAAGUCGCUGAAUGAUUCGAUCGCGGCUGGCAGCGCGCCACCGCACACUCGCGACCUCGCAGACUUCUGCGAGCGCUCACGCGGGCCUGCGGAGUGUUGAUCGUGAACCUCGACUGUGAACGAUGCUGCCACCCGUAACUGCGCGUGGCGACCUUUUGCUCCACGCGCCGGGAUCUCCUUCAGGAGAGAUUCAGUGAUUUAGUUCCCGAAGACGCUCCCGGCACGUGGAGCGAAACGUCGGGCUUUAGGCCGAAGCGUUCGCGCGGUCACGAGCGGAACAGCGCAUCGGAGAACGACGCAGCCGCCGCGUGACAGAAGCCUCCCAAUCGUUCGUGCACGAGUUGCAGAACCGCGCCGGCGAUGUGCAGAUGCUGCACCCUCGAGCCCUUCGCCGUGGCUUUCCCCGACGCUUAUUAAACGCGACCGCCGGGCGUCCUCCUCCAUCGCGUGGGGGAGGAAUCGGGUGGGCGGCUGAGUCACUCGAAGAGAUUCACCUCGAGUUGGUGUCCUUUCGCUGAACCCGGGAGGCGAUCGCACGCCGUGGCGGGGUCAGGGGUCGGGGCAGCCCACAGGCGCGCUCUUGGCCGGCGACGUUUCGCUCCGCCGCCUUUGUUGACGAACCCCAAAAUUCUUCUUGGUCUCUUGAAACUGAGCUCCGGAAGCUGAAUAGUCGCGAGGCGUCAUUUCAACUCGACUGGCUACACAAUGCCAAUGACGUCACGGCACCGUUAAUGAAUUAUAUCUCUGUGACAGCGGGCAAUGCAGUUUAGUCAUAAUAACACGUCCCAUAAUAAUACUACCCAUAAUAACACUUCCCACACAGAUAAUUCUGGGGGGUGGAGGGGGAAUUCUAAAGCUGUGAUGUCACGCCUGGCCUUGGGGGAGUGGGCACAAUUAUCAAGGCCAACUCGGUCACACGGACGAGAGGAGGAGGAGGCACCAGAUAUUUGUGAACCUGGGGGAACUUUGUCGCUGUUUACACAAUUUUUACACACGCGUCAUACGGCAUGCGAAUAUAACGAGCUUCACACGAAUCGCUGAUGCGCAGCACGUCAGAUGUCGCGGCAAGUUAUUAUGAAUCGCGAGUUAUUUUUAUGGAGCUACAGCCCAAUUAUUUGUAGUGUAACCUUCAACCGCUGGACACAGCGAAAACAAAUAUAAAAAAUUGUCGCGCUCCGUACAAAGCGUCUCAACCACCGCAACUCUCACUAUCAAAUGUAGCAGCGAUGAAAUGUGCAACGUUUAGCCUUGGAACUGCGUCAAGCCAUCCUCAGCAAGUGAGAAUCACUGCAUCACCUGGCCUGGAUUUUUAAAUAAGUGAUCAUGACCUCACGGGAAUAACCCCGAUUUCAACUGGAUAUGAACCAUUACAAAUGAAUUUAAUCAAAUUUCAUCCUAAUUUAUCCAGACCGACGAUUAACAUUAUACGCAUUUUUGCUCAUUAUAACUACUCACGAAUAUACUGUACUCGUAGCCUGUAGCAGAGUUUAGCUAUAUUGGUCGGUGCGGAUUUGUGAAGGAGGCGAUCAUACAAGCGGGAGCAUAGACAUAGAGUGCGAACCAAGGAAUUGGCUGCGUCGCCCCCUUGCUGUUCACCACGCCACCUCGCCCGUUGUUUGUGCACGGCGGUCACCUCCGCACGAGCACUCCCCAGCCUCGAGCCCUGCUUAGCUUGCGAGAUCCGAUGGGGCCGGGGCACAUUCCGGGCAAUUUGGUCACCCGGUAGGGGUCGGCACUCUGUGUACCUCCUUGCGGACCGCUUCGUGACGCCGUGCGACUCACGCACGCACGCGCACGCGCAUUGCGGCUCUUGGGAUAUUGAGUACUGCACCGAAUUCGAAAGGAAAAACUGUCUCUCCUUGUUAUUUUGGUUGUCGAGCCCCACCGGUCUUAGGUCACAUGGGGACUCGAGAUUGAGGGAGGGGGGGUGGAAGUUCACGUCUGAACAGGGGUGCAAAAUGGUACGAAUAGUCGGGAAUUGGCAUCGGCUUCGCGUGUCCGUCUGUUGUGUUGGGCCACGUUUCGCGGUUGGUCACGUACGGUGGUGUGAAAUAAGUUCACCAUACAUACAACAUGCAAACAUGCAACAUACAAACAUGCAACAUACACACUGUUCAUUGGUUGCAUUUCCUGGCCUGUGCACCGAGCUCUCAAGAGGUCGGUGCGGAGUGGCCCCACUCGCCAACUUCCACUGCAUGAUACAGAAAUGAAAACGUGUCGCCCUGUCUAUGCAUGCUUGCCCACCGUGUGUAACGCAAGUCAGGCCGCAUUCCCCGAUGUCACGCCGCUCAUUCGAUGAUGUACAUACUCGAUGGGAGUUGUGCGUUGGUCGACCGCAAGCUACACGGACGUUUGCGGUGCAUUCCGACUGCAGAGGACAUCGUGAAAGCUGGACUUGUUUUUCGUAU